GUAUAUUGUCGUUAUCUUAUGUGAUUCAUUAUUUAAACACAUUGUAUCUAUAUGAUUCUCGAUAAACUUUGAUAAACGAAAAUCCAGCUUAUAAAAUACGUAAUAAAUGGCGUAUCUUUAAUAAUCAGGACUAUAUAACGGAAUAACUGGGAUAGUAUUCAAAUAGUAUUCAAUGUGCGCUUGCAAGAACUAUAUUGCUAAAAAAUGUAUGUAUAUGUGAAACAGUGAUAAAUUUGCAGUUUUAAAAGAGAACAUUUUAUAACAAUGAUAUCCAAGAUAAUUAUAAGAUUUGCUUUUACAAUCGGCGUUUUCGUCUCUUGGACCUUACACUCAGUAGCCAAUGACGACAUCUUCCCAAAAAUUCCAGAUUAUGACGAUUUGUGCAAGGAUGGCGUGAUCUCUUUAAACUUCUCCAAUACAAAGAUCUCUGAAAUUGGUUCCGAUUUCGUCAGCAGUCCACUGAUUGUUUGCCUUAACUUUACAAAUAAUCAUGUUGAAAGAAUCGCGCCAAACGCAUUUAGAAAACUUUCAAGUUUAACUAAUCUUUUUCUUUCUAAUAACGAACUUGGCAAUCCAGAUCAACUCUUCAGUUUCGGUGGUCAUAAGAAAUUGAAGGUUCUCAUUCUAAAUAACGCAACACAUAGUACAUAUUCAAUACCAACUAUGAUUUCCGGAGAGUAUCCUAAUUUAGAAAUUUUAAUUGCCCGCAAUAACAGCUUGUUUGAUCUAAAAAAAAAAUUAUUAUUUCAAUUUUAUUUUGUUCCUGCAUUUUCAGAUAAUCCAUUUCCUAAAUUAAAAAUUUUAGAUCUCUCCGAAAACAAAUUAAGAUAUACUACUUUUGUAAAUUUUCUACCAAACAGCUUACAAUAUCUAAAUCUACGCAAUAACAACAUACCUUCUUUGCAAUUAAAAGAAAAGGGAGAAAAUCUACUUGCUCUAAAUAUAGAUAACAAUGUAUUGUACGACGUGGGAUAUUCAUACCUAACACUGAAACGUUUGAAAAACCUGAGCUAUCUUUCUCUCUCCGGAAACAUAAUUAAAACUGUCACUUCAGACGCUUUCCGUGACACCAACAAAUUGUCGUACUUAAAUCUAUCUGCAAAUAACAUAGACAGUCUGUAUCCAGAUACGUUUGCGAACCUACAAUUCUUGAAUACGCUCGACCUAAGUAAUAACAAUCUUAAAAAUAUUCCGCAGAUUUCAAAUGUAAUAAAUAUCACUGUUCUAUAUUUAAGUUGCAACGAAAUAGAAAGAAUAUUCUCGCAUGCUUUUAUACAAACACCAAAACUGACAAAGUUGUUAUUAGGAGGGAAUCAAAUUAAUCAAAUUGAUGCUGAAGCGUUCACUUAUCUUUCUGUUCUGGAAGAGCUAGAUUUGUCGGGAAAUAAAUUAAGUUCUUUACCGAAAAAUUGGACAGAAUCAAUUGUAUCUCUAAAAUACUUGGAUUUGAGUAAUAAUACAUUCAUUUCACUAGAAUUUGCUUUUACAAUCGGCGUUUUCAUUUUUUGGACCUUACACUCAGUAGCCAAUGACGACAUCUUCCCAAAAAUUCCAGAUUAUGACGAUUUGUGCAAGGAUGGCGUGAUCUCUUUAAACUUCUCCAAUACAAAGAUGUCUGAUAUUGGUUCCGAUUUCAUCAGCAGUCCACUGAUUGUUUGCCUUAACUUUACAAAUAAUCAUGUUGAAAGAAUCGCGCCAAACGCAUUUAGAAAACUUUCAAGUUUAACUAAUCUUUUUCUUUCUAAUAACGAACUUGGCAAUCCAGAUCAACUCUUCAGUUUCGGUGGUCAUAAGAAAUUGAAGGUUCUCAUUCUAAAUAACGCAACACAUAGUACAUAUUCAAUACCAACUAUGAUUUCCGGAGAGUAUCCUAAUUUAGAAAUUUUAAUUGCCCGCAACAACAGCUUGUUUGAUCUAAAAAAAAAAUUAUUAUUUCAAUUUUAUUUUGUUCCUGCAUUUUCAGAUAACCCAUUUCCUAAAUUAAAAAUUUUAGAUCUCUCCGAAAACAAACUAAAAUAUACUACUUUUGUAAAUUUUCUACCAAACAGCUUACAAUAUCUAAAUCUACGCAAUAACAACAUACCUUCUUUGCAAUUAAAAAAAAAGGGAGAAAAUCUACUUGCUCUAAAUAUGGAUAACAAUCCGAACAUAAUUAAACUAGUCACUUCAGACGCUUUCCGUCGAACAUCCAACAAAUUGUCGUACUUAAAUCUAUCUGCAAAUAACAUAGACAGUCUGUAUCCAGAUACGUUUGCGAACCUACAAUUCUUGAAUACGCUCGACCUAAGUAAUAACAAUCUUAAAAAUAUUCCGCAGAUUUCAAAUGUAAUAAAUAUCACUGUUCUAUAUUUAAGUUGCAACGAAAUAGAAAGAAUAUUCUCGCAUGCUUUUAUACAAACACCAAAACUGACAAAGUUGUUAUUAGGAGGGAAUCAAAUUAAUCAAAUUGAUGCUGAAGCGUUCACUUAUCUCUCUGUUCUGGAAGAGCUAGAUUUGUCGGGAAAUAAAUUAAGUUCUUUACCGAAAAAUUGGACAGAAUCAAUUGUAUCUCUGAAAUACUUGGAUUUGAGUAAUAAUACAUUCAUUUCACUAGAGUCUUUAUCUCUAACGAGUACGUUGCCGUUGAUCGAACUGUAUAUCGCGAUGAAUUCGCUAGGACGUCUAAAUAUCAGAUAUUUUGAGAAUUUGCCGCAAACUCUUACUGUAAACUUAGAGCAAAAAUCAAAUUUUUCACAGCUCUGCAGACAUAGAUAAUAAGAUUUUGAUGCUAUAAAUAUACUUAUUUAUCAUGUUUCAUUGCAUAAAUUUCGACAUUUGCGAGAUAUAUUUUGCAUAAUUUGAAUUUUUCGAUAUAAAUCAGCCUGUAAUCUUAUGUAACGCAUUUAUGACUGUAAUAAUC
This is a messenger RNA of Linepithema humile (Argentine ant), 2899 nucleotides long. The record is from RefSeq and is a predicted model, not a curated record. Lineage: Eukaryota; Metazoa; Arthropoda; Insecta; Hymenoptera; Formicidae.